CAUCUUCGCACCAUGUUGACUUACCGCGGCAUUUCCGUGUCCACGCCGGACUCGCUCGAAAACGCAGAGUCGCACCUCGAGUCCUUUAAGCCCUUGAAUUCUUGGAUCGAUACUCUGACCAAGUCUCUCGCACUGCAAAGCCACGCCUCUCACCCAUUCCACUCCGACCCCUACGUCCUCCGCAAUGUCACCAUCCAAUCCUGCGACUUCUGGGGCAACCGCAUCGGCUUCAUGAAGCUCACCGCGCAAAUCUCCAAUUCUGCAGGAGAGACGCUGCCGUCAGGAUGUCUCCUGCGCGGCCCCAGCGUCGCCAUGCUGGUGAUGCUCAUCCCAGACGACGUGCCGCCGGACUCGGACGAGCGCUACGUCGUCUUGACGGUCCAGCCGCGCACGCCCGCCGGAAGCCUGACCUUCGUGGAGCUGCCGGCGGGAAUGGUGGACGGCUCCGGAAACUUCAAGGGCGUGGCGGCAAAGGAGAUUGAGGAGGAGCUGGGCAUCACGAUCCGCGAAGACGAGCUGACGUGCCUGAGCGAGCUCGCAGAGGCGUCGAGAGAAGAGCGGAAUACGGACGCCAUGUACGAAAAGGAGAAUCUCCCUGCUGCCAUGUUCCCCAGCGCUGGUGGCUGCGACGAGCACAUGACCAUCUACAGCGCUGAGCGACGCAUUCCUAGAGACCAGCUGAGCGAGUGGGAGGGCCGCCUCACAGGAGAGCGAGGCUCUGGGGAGAAGAUUACGCUCAAAGUGGUGCCAAUGAAGGAUUUAUGGAAAGAAGGCGCUCGCGAUGCAAAGGCCCUGGCCGCGUUGGCGCUUUGGCAGGGCCUGCGCCAAGAAAACAAGUUAUAGGUAGCUGAAGAGCCCCUGAUAGAUGCGUAUGAUGCUAAUGCUGAUGAUGCUGUUGUUCCUCCCAAACCCAUUUUCCUCCAACGAGAUGGAAUCAGAAAUGACGGCUCUAUAGUAGUAAAUCCUUCAUAUCCACCUUCAUCUUGAUGAACCUAUAGCUUCAAUCUCUGCGCCAGCAGGAUGCCCUCGGCGAAUGUGCCCACCCGCGCAUCGAUGGCAUAGCCCUCUGCCUCCAGCUUCUUGCAUUCCUCCCACAAGUUGGCCAACGGCACGGUAAAGACCUCGAUAAACUCAUUCUCCUCCAGCUCCGGCUUCAGAUCCUGAUUCUCCGGCAGCGCCAUGUCGAUCGUGACGUGCACCAUGCGCAGAUUCGUGUUGCAAAACCCAGGGUCGUUAUACAUGAUGGGAGUUGUCUCAGUCACCACGCCCACGUAGCCCGUCUCCUCCUUGAGCUCGCGCACGGCGGCCUGCUCGGCCGUCUCGCCCGCGUCAAUCAGGCCGGCGGGGACCUCGAUGACGACCUUGUCGACGGGCGGGCGGUACUGCUUCUGCAGGAUAAUCUCCUUGCCCGCGGGCUUGUCGAGGAUGGCGACGAUGCCCACGCCGUCGAUGUCGGCGCCGGCGGGGCGGGUGCGUCGCUCGGCCGUUUCCCAGACGCGCUCGAUGCCUUUGGGGUCCUGGUAGGUGAUUCUAUUCAGGGAGAUCCAUCGCGA
This is a messenger RNA of Trichoderma atroviride IMI 206040, 1553 nucleotides long. RefSeq lists its product as uncharacterized. The record is from RefSeq and is a predicted model, not a curated record. Gene Ontology annotation, molecular function: ADP-glucose pyrophosphatase activity; ADP-ribose pyrophosphatase activity. Lineage: Eukaryota; Fungi; Ascomycota; Sordariomycetes; Hypocreales; Hypocreaceae. Gene Ontology annotation, biological process: ribose phosphate metabolic process; nucleoside phosphate metabolic process.